Molecule: messenger RNA, 2569 nt
Organism: Trichechus manatus latirostris (Florida manatee)
Lineage: Eukaryota; Metazoa; Chordata; Mammalia; Sirenia; Trichechidae
Gene: ABCB9
Product: ATP binding cassette subfamily B member 9
Exons: 11
Coding region: 68-2353 (761 amino acids)
Biological process (GO): oligopeptide export from mitochondrion
Cellular component (GO): lysosomal membrane; mitochondrial inner membrane
Molecular function (GO): ATP hydrolysis activity; ATP binding; ABC-type oligopeptide transporter activity
Source: RefSeq, a predicted model, not a curated record
GACGAUGGCCCUGCCCGCCCUGAGCUAGAGCCCACCCCUCGGCGCCUGCCUGUCCCCCGCUGGCAGGAUGCGACUGUGGAAGGCAGUGGUGGUCACCCUGGCCUUCAUGAGCAUGGACGUUGGCGUGACCACGGCCAUCUACGUCCUCAGCCACCUGGACCGCAGCCUGCUGGAGGACAUCCGUGACUUCAAUGUCUUUGACUCUGUGCUGGACCUCUGGGCAGCCUGCCUCUACCGCAGCUGUCUGCUGCUGGGGGCCACCAUCGGCGUGGCCAAGAACAGCGCCCUGGGCCCCCAGCGGCUGCGGGCCUCAUGGCCGGUCAUCACCCUCGUGUGCCUCGGUGUGGGCAUCUACACCAUGGUCAAGCUGCUGCUCUUCUCCGAGGUGCGCAGGCCCAUCCAGGACCCGUGGUUCUGGGCCCUCUUCGUGUGGACCUACGUCUCCCUCGCCGCCUCCUUCCUGCUCUGGUGGCUGCUGUCCACGGUGCGGCCGGACGCCGAGGCCCCAGAGCCAGGGGCGGGCGUGGGGGCUGAGGCCGAGGGCUUGGCCGAGCAGGCGUCUGGGGCCACGCUGCAGAAGCUGCUGUCCUACACCAAGCCCGACAUGGCCUUCCUCGUGGCUGCCUCCUUCUUCCUCAUUGUGGCGGCACUAGGUGAGACCUUCCUGCCAUACUACACGGGCCGGGCCAUUGACGGCAUCGUCAUCCAGAAGAGCAUGGAGCAGUUCAGCACGGCUGUCAUCAUCUUGUGUCUGCUGGCCAUUGGCAGCUCAUUUGCCGCAGGUAUUCGGGGCGGCAUUUUUACCCUCGUAUUUGCCAGACUGAACAUUCGCCUCCGGAACUGCCUCUUCCGCUCGCUAGUGUCCCAGGAGACGAGCUUCUUUGACGAGAAUCGCACAGGGGACCUCAUCUCCCGCCUCACCUCGGACACCACCAUGGUCAGCGACCUGGUCUCUCAGAAUAUCAACAUCUUCCUGCGGAACACAGUCAAGGUCACGGGCGUGGUGGCCUUCAUGUUCAGCCUCUCCUGGCAGCUCUCCUUGGUCACCUUCAUGGGCUUCCCCAUCAUCAUGAUGGUGUCCGACGUCUACGGCAAGUACUACAAGAGGCUGUCCAAGGAGGUCCAGAGUGCCCUGGCCCGGGCCAGCAGCACCGCCGAGGAGACCAUCAGUGCCAUGAAGACCGUCCGGAGCUUCGCCAACGAGGAGGAGGAGGCCGAGGUGUACUCACGCAAGCUGCAGCAGGUGUACAACCUCAACAGGAAGGAGGCGGCCGCCUACACCUACUACGUCUGGGGCAGCGGACUGACGCUGCUCGUGGUCCAGGUCAGCAUUCUCUACUACGGGGGCCACCUCGUCAUCUCGGGGCAGAUGACCAGCGGCAACCUCAUCUCCUUCAUCAUCUACGAGUUUGUCCUGGGAGACUGUAUGGAGUCAGUGGGUUCUGUCUACAGCGGCCUGAUGCAAGGCGUCGGGGCUGCCGAGAAGGUGUUCGAGUUCAUUGAUCGGCAGCCGACCAUGGUGCAUGAUGGGAACCUGGCCCCCGACCACCUGGAAGGCCGUGUGGACUUUGAGAACGUGACCUUCACCUACCGUACUCGGCCCCACACCCAGGUCCUACAGAAUGUCUCCUUCAGCCUGACCCCAGGCAAGGUGACUGCUCUGGUGGGGCCCUCGGGCAGUGGCAAGAGCUCGUGUGUCAACAUCCUGGAGAACUUCUAUCCCCUGGAGGGGGGCCGCGUGCUGCUGGACGGGAAGCCCAUCGGCGACUACGACCACAAGUACCUGCACAGAGUGAUCUCCCUGGUGAGCCAGGAGCCCGUGCUUUUCGCCCGCUCCAUCACAGAUAACAUCUCCUACGGCCUGCCCACCGUGCCCUUUGAGAUGGUGGUGGACGCCGCACAGAAGGCCAACGCCCACGGCUUCAUCAUGGAGCUGCAGGAUGGUUACAGCACAGAGACGGGGGAGAAGGGUGCCCAGCUAUCAGGCGGCCAGAAGCAGCGGGUGGCCAUGGCUCGGGCUCUGGUACGGAACCCACCCGUCCUCAUCCUGGACGAAGCCACCAGCGCUCUGGACGCAGAGAGCGAGUACCUGAUCCAGCGGGCCAUCCACGGCAACCUGCAGAAGCACACGGUGCUCAUCAUCGCGCACCGGCUGAGCACGGUGGAGCGGGCACACCUCAUCGUGGUGCUGGACAAGGGCCGCGUGGUACAGCAGGGCACCCACCACCAGCUGCUGGCUCAGGGCGGCCUCUACGCCAGGCUGGUGCAGCGGCAGAUGCUGGGGCUCGAACCUGCCCCGGACUACACGGCCAACCACAAGGAGCUGGCCAGCAACGGCGGCCACAAGGCCUGACAGGCAGCCCUGCCUCCUGUGGGGCGGCAGGGGCCCCGGUGCCCGCCUGGCAGACAUGUCCAUGGGACCCUGGCAGCCCCCAGCUGCCCUCUGAGCCCAGGUCCAGGUGGAGGGCCACCUGCCAUGUCCCGUGUAUCACUGCUUCCUGCGUUGUGCCCUGGUCCCUACCCUGGUCCCCAGGACCACCAGCCCCUCUGCCAUGAGCCAUACCCUCCA